Camellia sinensis is the source of this 2130-nucleotide messenger RNA. Lineage: Eukaryota; Viridiplantae; Streptophyta; Magnoliopsida; Ericales; Theaceae. The record is from RefSeq and is a predicted model, not a curated record.
AUGAAUCUGUCUUCUUUGACAUAUCUAGAUCUUAAGCAAACCGGUUUGCAGGAGAAAUUGUCAAAUAAAAUUUUUCACUUGCCAAACUUGGAAGCGCUCAACUUGGGUUACAACCCUUAUCUCACUGGCUAUUUGCCACAGGUAAAUUGGACCAGUAGUGGUUUCUUUUCAAUGUUACGACUCAGAGGGACAGCUUUCUCUGGAGAGCUACCCGAUUACAUUGGCUAUCUCAAGUCAUUAAAAUACUUGUGUCUGGCUAAUUGCAAAUUCUCGGGAUCCAUACCUAUGUCCCUAGGGAAACUUGUUCAAAUGGCUUAUUUCGACAUAUCGGGUAACAAUUUUGAAGGCCAAAUUUCCAAUUCUUUUGCUAACUUGACACAAAUAACUUACUUGUGUCUUUCUCACAACAGUUUCAGUGGUCAGGUCUCAUCUAUAUUCUCAAAUCUUGAGCAACUCUUUUAUUUGGAUAUUUCAUAUAACCGUCUUGAAGGCCAAAUUCCCAAUAUUGCCAACCUUUCAAAGGUUGGAUAUUUUACUCUAAGGCGAAACCAUUUUAUAGGUCAAUUCCCAUGUUGGGUAGCCAACUUGACACAACUUGUUUGUUUAAACAUUGGGUUAAAUGAAUUGACUGGUCCGAUUCCCGCCAACUUAAGAGGGCUUUCAAACUUAAGAUAUCUUUGCUCAGCUUAUAACAGCCAUACUGGGACGCUGCCGAUUUGGCUGUAUAAUCUUCCAUCAUUGAAGUACUUAUCAAUUGGUUCUAAUGAAUUCACAGGUCAAAUCUAUGAAUUCCAAAGUAAGUCAUUGAAUCAUAUUAAUUUGCGUCGUAACAAGCUACAUGGCCCCAUUCCACCAUGUCCGACCAUCAUCAAUCAUUUCCUCUCAAAGAAUACAUUCACUGGAGAAAUCCCUUCGACAAUUUGCAAUGUAAGUUUCCUUGAGAUACUUGAUUUGUCUCAUAAUAGCUUGAGUGGUAUAAUUCCACAAUGUUUAGCAAACUUUAGCAAUGUACUCAGUGUGUUAGAUCUUAGGAUGAAUAAUUUUCACGGAAACAUUCCAUCCACAUUUCUUUUCCUCUCAAAGAAUACAUUCACUGGAGAAAUCCCUUCGACAGUUUGCAAUGUAAGUUUCCUUGAGAUACUUGAUUUGUCUAAUAAUAGCUUGAGUGGUAUAAUUCCACAAUGUUUAGCAAACUUUAGCAAUGUACUCAGUGUGUUAGAUCUUAGGAUGAAUAAUUUUCACGGAAACAUUCCAUCCACAUUUACAGAGGGAAACAAGUUGAGGAAUAUUGUUUUAAAUGGUAAUCAGUUGGAAAGUAGGGUGCCACGGUCCUUGGCAACAUGUAGACACUUGGAGGUUCUAGACUUCGAAAACAACAAGAUAAACGACACAUUCCCCUACUGGUUGGAAUUUCUUUCAGAGUUGCAUGUCCUAGCCUUUAAAUCCAAUAAAUUCCAUGGUCCUGUGGACUCUUCCAAAACUAAACUCCUUUUCCCAAAGCUUCGAAUCUUUGACCUCUCUCACAACGAGUUUAGUUGUUUGCCUACAACAUAUUUCAAGCAUUUUAAUGCUAUGAAGAUGGUUGAUGAAAAGGUGGAAAGAAAAUAUAUGGGGCAAUCCUAUUAUUCUGAUUCAGUGACCAUCAUGUUGAAGGGGAAUGAGGUUGUAUUACCAAGAAUUCUAACCAUCUUCACGACAAUUGACUUAUCGCACAACAAAUUUAGAGGAGAGAUUCCAUAUGCCAUCGGAAAACUUUAUGGACUUCGGUUGUUUAAUUUAUCUCACAACAACCUUAUUGGCAAUAUCCCUUCAUCAUUGGGAAAUCUAUGUUUGCUUGAAUUGUUGGACCUCUCUUCAAACGAACUUUCUGGUAAGAUUCCUAGCCAAUUGACAAGUUUGACAUUUCUUUGUAUGUUAAAUUUUUCACAAAGUCAUCUCGAGGGUCGCAUACCUCGAGGCAACCAAUUUGAAACAUUUGAAAAUAGCUCAUACAAUGGGAACCUGGCAUUAUGUGGAUUUCCACUGUCGAAGGAAUGUGGAGAUAUUAACACACCACAACUGCAUCCAACACCUAUGUUGCACAAGGAAGAUGAUCCAACUUUGCAAGUGAAUUUAAUUGGAAAGUGGUAG